This is a messenger RNA of Pogona vitticeps (central bearded dragon), 2110 nucleotides long. It is a transcript of the gene RSAD1, whose product is annotated as radical S-adenosyl methionine domain containing 1. Gene Ontology annotation, molecular function: 4 iron, 4 sulfur cluster binding; coproporphyrinogen oxidase activity. Gene Ontology annotation, cellular component: mitochondrion; cytoplasm. The record is from RefSeq and is a predicted model, not a curated record. Lineage: Eukaryota; Metazoa; Chordata; Lepidosauria; Squamata; Agamidae. Gene Ontology annotation, biological process: porphyrin-containing compound biosynthetic process.
CCCCCGGGUGCAAGGAGGAGCCUUCUCCCGCUGCCGUCGCCGCCGCCGAGGCGGAACCCACGCCGCCCGGGGCGGAGGGAAGAGGGACCGGCAUGGGGAGCCGGCGCCUAUUAUUACCGAGAACGCGGGCUGGCCUUGCUGGCGCCCUGUGGCCGAAACCAAGAUGGUCUCCACCGAAGCGACUCGCGGCGACGCAACACUCCGGCCGGCCCCGCGAGGAGAAGCAGGCGGCGGCUCUCUACGUCCACUGGCCAUACUGUGAGAAGCGCUGCAGCUACUGCAACUUCAACAAGUACAUCCCCCGAAACCUUGAUGAGACUAGAAUGAGAAACUGCCUCAUUCAGGAGGCUCGGACCUUGAUCGAACUCAGCCAAGUUCAGAGAAUCACGUCAGUAUUUUUUGGUGGAGGGACACCGAGCUUAGCCAGCCCACUCACGAUUGCUGCUGUCUUGGACAAUAUCUCUCAAUAUGCCUAUUUAGCAGAAGGCACCGAGAUAACACUAGAAGCCAAUCCCGCAUCAGCAGAUGCCUUGCGCCUUGCCGAUUUCCAGAAAGCAGGUGUCAACAGGCUUUCCAUUGGUAUCCAGUCACUGAACGAUUCAGAACUGAAGCUCCUUGGAAGGAACCACACUGUUUGUGAUGGUCUGAGAACUUUCGAAGAAGCCAAGAAACUCUUUUCAGGCCGAAUAUCUGUUGACCUCAUCUUUGGCAUCCCAGGCCACUCGGUUGCCUUAUGGAUGCAGAAUUUGGAGGAGAUGCUUGCAGUGUGUGAUGACCAUAUCUCUCUCUACCAACUGACCCUGGAGAGAGGCACAUCUCUUUUCAAACAGGUCCAGCAGGGCUUCCUGUCCUUGCCUGAUCCAGAUGUAGUAGCAGAGAUGUAUGAGUGUGCAAGGCACACGCUGAAGAAUGCAGGGUUUCAUCAGUAUGAGGUCUCCAACUUUGCUAGGAAUGGCGCAUUUAGUACCCACAACCUCUCCUAUUGGCAGGGCAGUCAGUAUAUUGGGAUUGGACCAGGAGCCCAUGGGAGAUUUGUGCCAUGGGGAGAAGGGAAGACCCAUCAAGAGGCCAGAAUACAGACCUUGGAGCCUGAUGUAUGGAUGAAAGAGGUGCCAGUCUUUGGGCAUGGGACCCGGAAGCGGACAGUACUGAGUGAAUUGGAAGUAUUGGAGGAGGUGCUGAUGUUGGGACUCCGGAUGGAUACAGGAAUCACACACCAGCAUUGGCUACGGUUUGCCCACAACCUCAGUUUGUGGGACGUAUUUGCAGAAUCAAAGGAGGUGAAAGAGUUAGAAGACAAUGGCUUGUUGGUUUUAGACAACAGGGGACUUAGAUGUUCUUGGAAAGGACUGGCUGUCCUGGAUUCUCUACUGCUGAUACUUCUUAACCAGCUCCAGAAGGCCUGGGUGAACAAAGACAAAACAUUCAGUCAGACUUGAAAUCCACAUGCUGUACUCAUCUAACUUCCAGGAGAGUAGAACUGAAAGGACAUCCUUUUGUUGGAGGCUGAAGAGUAUUUCCAGUUUGGAAAGUUAUUCAGCUCCAGGGGUCAGAUCCAGGGAAACACUUUCAUAUUAAAGGAAACCGUUUACAUAGAUUAGCCGAAUUCAAGACUUGGUCUAAACUAAUGCUGUGUCCAUGAGGUUUUGCCCUUUGUACUAAACGGAAGAUAAGUUGUUUUUCUUCUAGGGCCCAUGAUGACUUCUACAUGAAAGAAACCGGUCAGGAUAUAUUCUUAGGCUGCACAAUGAAUGGAUUAGAUGUGCUGUAUUUUUGUGAAUCCACAACAAAGAAAAGUUUCUACAAAAGGAAAUUACUUGAAAAUAACAAAAUAUUAGCAUACUGUGUUCAUAGGACAGCUCCCCAUACUUUUUCAGUCAGCGCUCGCAGUCACAAAAGCACUGUGGUUUUUUGUAUGAAAAACUUGUAGUUUGUGUUUAGAAACCCUGUAUUUUGUACAAAUACAGGCUUUUCAGUCUGAAAAACAUUUCCAUAGAUUUUUAUUUUUGCAAAGAAAGUGAAGAAAUUAAGAGAAAAAGCACAACAACUCUUAUAAUCUUGUUGAGUGGGAAGAACAUUUUUUGUCCCUACCUGAAAAAAAUAAAAGAUG